Hemibagrus wyckioides is the source of this 1216-nucleotide messenger RNA. It is a transcript of the gene eif2b2, whose product is annotated as eukaryotic translation initiation factor 2B, subunit 2 beta. Gene Ontology annotation, biological process: translational initiation. Gene Ontology annotation, molecular function: translation initiation factor activity; guanyl-nucleotide exchange factor activity. The transcript has 8 exons. The record is from RefSeq and is a predicted model, not a curated record. Bases 123 to 1190 code for a protein of 355 amino acids. Gene Ontology annotation, cellular component: eukaryotic translation initiation factor 2B complex. Lineage: Eukaryota; Metazoa; Chordata; Actinopteri; Siluriformes; Bagridae.
AAGGUACCGGAAGUCACUCGAGGCGAGUUUUACAGAGUGUGUGAUCAGACUAUCAUCAUACACACUCUCUCUCUGAGUGUUAUUCCUGAGUGUGUGUGUGAGAGAGAGAGAGAUCAGUGAGAAUGCCGGGAGCGGAUAAAGAGACGGAUCUGUCGGAGCGCAUUGAGGCGUUUCUGGCGGAGUUGAAGCGCAGCGGCAGCGGCUCUGGGUCAGUGCGCGGCUCGGCGGAGACAGCGCGAGACACCGCGGCUCUACUGCGCAGGAUCACGGCUCAGGCCCGCUGGAGCAGCGCCGGUGACCUGAUGGAAAUCAUACGUAAGGAAGGCAGGAGAAUGACUGCAGCUCAGCCUUCAGAGACCACGGUCGGGAACAUGAUCCGGAGAGUGCUGAAAAUCAUCCGAGAGGAAUACGCCAGGUCUCGUGGCAGCAGCGAGGAAGCCGAUCAGCAGGAGUCCCUGCACAAGCUGCUGACAUCCGGCGGCUCGAGUGAAGAUAACUUCAGAACUCACUUCAGCUCCCUUAAGGCAAACGUCAUAGAGGCCAUCAAUGAGCUGCUGACCGAGCUUGAGGGCACUACAGACAACAUAGCAAUGCAGGCUCUGGAGCACAUUCACUCCAACGAGGUGAUCAUGACGAUCGGACGCUCUCGCACCGUCGAGGCUUUUCUGAAAGACGCAGCUCGCAAACGCAAGUUCCACGUCAUUGUAGCCGAGUGUGCACCUUUCUGUCAGGGUCAUGAGAUGGCCACCAGUCUGUCAAGAGACGGCAUCGAGACCACCGUCAUUCCAGACGCUGCCAUUUUCGCCGUCAUGUCCCGAGUCAACAAGGUGAUCAUCGGGACACAGACGGUCCUGGCUAACGGAGGACUGCGAGCAGUAAACGGCACACACACGCUGGCGCUAGCCGCUAAACACCACUCCACUCCGCUCAUCGUCUGUGCAGCCAUGUUCAAACUCUCACCUCAGUUUCCGAAUGAAGAGGACACGUUUCACAAGUUCGUCUCUCCACACGAGGUUCUGCCCUUCACUGAAGGUGAGAUCCUGUCGAAGGUGAACGCUCACUGCCCCGUGUUUGAUUACGUUCCUCCAGAACUCAUCACGCUGUUCAUCUCCAACAUCGGUGGAAACGCCCCGUCCUACAUCUACCGCCUGAUGAGUGAGCUGUACCACCCCGAAGACCACGAACUCUAAAUAAACUACAUGUACAACAACUACAA